Molecule: messenger RNA, 1009 nt
Organism: Cuscuta epithymum
Lineage: Eukaryota; Viridiplantae; Streptophyta; Magnoliopsida; Solanales; Convolvulaceae
Source: the annotation of a GenBank genome assembly
CAACCAGUGGAAAGUCGGUGACAGGGUAUGUGCUCUUCUUGGUGGUGGAGGCUAUGCAGAGAAAGUUGCAGUGCCAGCUAGGCAGGUUUUUCCUGUUCCACCUGGCAUUUCUUUGCACGAUGCAGCCAGUUUCCCUGAAGUGGCUUGUACGGUUUGGUCAACUGUAUUUAUGACUAGCCAUCUAUGCUCCGGGGAAACUUUCUUGAUACAUGGGGGCUCUAGUGGAAUUGGUACAUUUGCCAUUCAAAUGGCCAAGUACGUUGGAGUGAAAGUAUUUGUCACAGCAGGAAGCGAGGAAAAGCUUGCUGCUUGCAAGGAUCUUGGAGCAGACGUUUGCAUAAAUUACAAAACUGAGGACUUUGUCACCCGUGUGAAUACAGAAACAGGCGGAAAAGGUGUUGAUGUUAUAUUGGAUAACAUUGGAGGGCCAUACUUUCAGAGAAACAUUGACAGCCUUAAUGUUGAUGGGAGGUUAUUCAUCAUUGGCUUCAUGGGAGGCACUAUUACAGAGGUGAAUCUUGCAGGUUUGCUUGCAAGACGCCUCACGGUUCAAGCUGCUGGAUUAAGGAACAGAAGUGGGGAGAACAAAGCAUCAAUAGUGAGCGAAGUGGUGAAGAAUGUUUGGCCUGCAAUCGGCGAAGGAAAGGUCAAACCUGUGGUCUACCAGCAUUUCCCCUUGGCCGAGGCAGCAGAGGCUCACCGGCUGAUGGAGAGCAGCAAUCACAUUGGCAAAAUUCUCCUCACUGUUUCUUGAACAGCUGCUAUCAUGUAAUGCUACUCUCAAGUCUUAAUGUGCGUUCAGUUCUUCAUCUUAAUAAAUAAAAGAGAAUCUCUUCUUUCUUUGGACUAUUUUCUCACUGUACAAAAUGCAAUCUGCACUUGUGACAAUGUGAACCCAGUCUAGGUCCCACCUAGGGUGUUAAUCAAUGUUAAGUCACAGAGAUUUGGUGUAGAAAAUAUUAUUGAUAUAUUAGAAAAUAAGAAGAAUACAAGCCGAGACCAAUUUUCC